AUGACAAUGAAUACGACAGUAACAGAAUUUAUUCUCUUGGGCUUCUCUCAGAACCCAAGGGUGCAGACAAUCCUUUUCCUCAUUUUUCUCACCAUUUACAUCACAACCUGGCUGGGGAAUCUGACAAUCAUCAUGACUGUGAUUUUCAUGCCUCAGUUUCACACACCCAUGUACUUUCUUUUGGCCAAUCUGGCUGUCAUAGAUAUCAGUGACUCUACAGUAACUGCAAUCAAAAUGCUGUGGGACCUCAUCACCCAUAGAAAUACAAUCUCCUACAACUGGUGCAUUGUCCAGAUUUUCUUCUUCCAUUUUACUGGAGGAGCUGUGGUUUUUUUUUUAAUAGUAAUGGCUGUUGACAGAUACAUAGCAAUCUACAAACCACUGCAAUAUUUGCUUACUAUGCAUCAAGGAGUAUGUGUAAGUUUGGUGACAGGUGCUUGGCUGGGUGGCUUUGUCCACUCCAUUGUACAAGUAGCAUUAAUACUUCAGCUGCCUUUCUGUGGACCCAAUAUAUUGGACAAUUUUUACUGUGAUGUCCCACAGCUCAUCAAACUGGCUUGUACAGAUACAUACAUUACAGAGCUACUGAUGGUUUCAAACAGUGGAUUUCUUCUCACACUAAUCUUUUGUGUCUUACUUGUAUCAUACAGUAUAAUUCUGAUUAAGAUCAGAGCACAUGUGACAGAAGGGAAGCAUAAAGCCCUGUCUACAUGUGCUGCACAAAUCAUAGUUAUGAGCUUAAAUUUUGUUCCAGGAAUGUUCAUUUAUGACCGUCCUUUCCAGGUAUUUCCAGGAGACAAAAUAGCCUCUGUGUGCUAUACUCUUAUCACUCCAAUGUUAAAUCCAAUGAUCUUUACUCUGAGAAACAGAGAAAUGAAAGAUAUCACUAGAAAAUUGAUUAGAAAACUGAUGUCAUUCACAAUAAAAGAAUCUAAAUAA
This is a messenger RNA of Heteronotia binoei (common prickly gecko), 939 nucleotides long. RefSeq names its product olfactory receptor 4D1-like. Bases 1 to 939 code for a protein of 312 amino acids. Gene Ontology annotation, cellular component: membrane. The record is from RefSeq and is a predicted model, not a curated record. The transcript has a single exon. Gene Ontology annotation, biological process: G protein-coupled receptor signaling pathway. Gene Ontology annotation, molecular function: olfactory receptor activity; G protein-coupled receptor activity. NCBI's taxonomy places the organism in Eukaryota, Metazoa, Chordata, Lepidosauria, Squamata, Gekkonidae.